AUGGCUGCUACCCAUCCAUCGCUGAAAACAAGUCGUGCCAGCUUCUUCCAAGCAGCUGCGCUAAACUUUGUCCUUCUUCAGCUUCUCUUCUUUGGCCUUCUUUGCUAUCUUUUCGGCUCCUUGUUUCAGCAAACGUCGCGCUCACACUCUCUGAACGUGCUGUGGGUGGAUUAUGAUGGCGGAGUGAUUGGCGAUGCUGUACGUGAUGCCUACAGGACUCUACAGUCGGAUGGCUUUCCCACUCUUAUCGAGCACUCGAGAGACGAAUUCCCAUCUGAGAAAGAAUUGAGACAGGCUGUGUGUGAUACUUCAUACUGGGCAGUGCUGUAUACCGCUCCUGGUUCCUCCAAGGGGCUGGGAGAUGCACUCUCAGGAGCCGCAUCGCAGCACAAUGAAUCCAAUGUACUAUUUUACAUCUGGAAUGAGGCCAGAUACCCGACUGUUCUUGACGGCGCCAUUUCCAGCAACCUUCAGAUGCUCUCCAAUGCUGCUCGUGUCGCCUACACAGCUCGCAAUAGCACUUUUGCACUGGCUACGAUCCAGCCAAAUGAUACAACUGCCUUAUUCACCUACGCGAACCCUUGGACUCUAUCAUCCAUAAACAUUCAGCUGACGACUCAAGGAUCUCGGGCCGUGUACAAUACGAUAUGCAUAGUGCUAAUCCUGAUCCAAGAUUUUUUCUAUCUUGCCAGUAUUAACGGACUCUACGCGCAGUUCAAAAUCUACAACAAAAUAUCGCCUACGCGAAUUAUUCUGACCCGGGAUAUCAUCUCUGGUACAUUCACCAUGGUUGGCUCGUUGCUUGUAUCCGCCGCCAUCUGGGCGUUCAAGGACGGUUGGAUCCUUUCAGGAAAACAAUUCGCCAUCAACUGGCUAAUAAUAUGGCUUUUCGCUCACGUCAAUUUCCUCGCCAUCGACGUCUUCACUAUCUGGCUUCCACCCCAGUACAUCCCCAUGGCGCUCAUUAGCUGGAUUAUAACCAAUGUCACGUCCAUUUUGUUACCGUUCAGUCUCUCGCCCUCAUUCUACCGUUGGGCAUAUGCUUUGCCAGCGCAUGAGGCAUACGAAGCACUCACGAAUAACUGGUCCAGCGGUUGCAACCCACACCUUCAUUAUGCCCUGCCAAUUCUAUUCGCCUACGAGGUAAUUGGUCUCGUCGCCACCGCUAUCGGUGUCUACAGGCGCUGUCACUUUGCCGUCGUAGCUGAAGAAGCUGCCCAGGAGGCGAUGCGUCUACGUAUUGAGGUGGCAUUGAAGCUCGAGCGCGAACCGAAUGAUCAUUUAGGACCCAGCGACGACGGAAGCAAAGCCAAUGGUUUGCAACAGGAUUCCAACGGUGAACCAUCUGUCUUGAAUACGAGCACUACCGACCUUCAGAAGAACAUGCCAAAGGAAAUGAGAAAUACAGCAGAGGAUAAGAAUAGGGCAGAUAUGGAGACAGAAAUUGAUGAGCUUCGAAGUUGGUAG
Pseudogymnoascus verrucosus is the source of this 1467-nucleotide messenger RNA. RefSeq lists its product as uncharacterized. The coding region runs from base 1 to 1467 and encodes 488 amino acids. Lineage: Eukaryota; Fungi; Ascomycota; Leotiomycetes; Thelebolales; Thelebolaceae. The transcript has 2 exons. The record is from RefSeq and is a predicted model, not a curated record. Gene Ontology annotation, cellular component: membrane.